AUGGGAAGCAUUAGAGGGGACAAUGAUGAUGAAGGACGAGAUGAGAUUAAGCCUCCACAGUUCAAUAAAGGGGCACCAUUUGGACAUGUCAAUUUGCAGUUAUAUAUGCUUUUUCCAACAUUGAAAAUGUUUAAGCAAGCUGUGAAGGACUACACAGUAGUAUUGGGGAGGCCAAUGAAACUAGUGAAGACGGACAAAGGGAGAUGCAUGUAUAUAUGUGAACAAGGUUGUGACUGGAACAUAUUUUGUUCUUGGGCAAAAGUUCAUGGGAGUUAUCAGAUCAAGACUUUUAAUCCCAGUCAUACAUGUAGCAAGAAGUUGAAAAACCAUCAAGCUACCAGUAAAUGGGUUGCAGACAAGCUUGUUGAAUUCAUGAGGCAAGUUCCUGACAUGAUUGUUGCUGAUGCCUUUAAGUACAUGGUUAGCACAUUCCAAGUUCGAUUGGCUGACAUGAAGAUUUACAGAGCUAUGCGCAUUGCUAGGGAAGUUGUUGAAGGUUUUGAGAAUGAUCAGUAUGCAAGAUUGAGGGAUUACUGUUUAGAUGGGUGUUUCCUUAAAGGUUACUAUGAAGGCAUCCUGUUAGCAGCAGUCAGUCUAAAUGGAAACCAUUCCUUUUAUGUCAUUGCAUAUGCCAUUGUUGGCCAAAAGACCAAGGACACAUGA
Punica granatum (pomegranate) is the source of this 663-nucleotide messenger RNA. The record is from RefSeq and is a predicted model, not a curated record. Lineage: Eukaryota; Viridiplantae; Streptophyta; Magnoliopsida; Myrtales; Lythraceae.